CUCCAGACAACGCACGUUACUUGUUUCACUGCAAGUAAGGCUUUCGUCAGCGCACUGCAAUACGGCAGGGCAAUUGUGUCCAUCUGGCUUGUGCGAUCCCAAUGACAAGUCCCCGGUUUAUUCUCGCCGUGAAACUAUCGCAUGUACUACUGGUGGUUCUUUGUGUGACCGAUGCAGAACUGCCACAGCGUCGCAAGAGACAUACGCAAGUCAGCCGUUUGUGGGUGGUUUCCCCAAGCCGGGGUGAGGCAUGGCCCCGCCCCAUGAACCAGACCACCAGCGACCAUUUAAUCUUGCUGAACCCCAAUACAUUCGACUUUGUGUUCGCCGGGCCUUCUGGAGGCUGUGACAUCGCCCAUCGCGCUCUGAAGCGAUAUCGCCACAAGCUGCUAUUCAGAGGCUGCGCAGCGCCGAGGGGCUUCGAUGGCGGCCAGCGGAGGGUACCUCCUCGGAGCGCUGUUGACGGUGUGCCUGUGGCAGUCUUAAACUCGCUCCUCGUGCGUCUAAAUGGACCAUGCGAACGUAUACCGCAUCACGACAUGGAUGAAUCAUAUACUCUGCAGCUGACGGCAGACUCAGGGUCUUUACUCACAGCCAAUUCUGUUUGGGGCCUACUCAGGGGCCUUGAGACGUUCAGCCAAAUAGUGUACCCAUACAAUGCCUUUGAGUUUGCUGUGAACGAGACAGUGAUUUACGAUGCCCCCCGGUUCAAGCAUCGUGGUCUCCUUAUUGACACAUCAAGACACUUUCUUCCAUUGAAGAAGAUCAUCGAGACACUGGACGCUAUGGCCUACAAUAAGAUGAACGUCCUCCACUGGCACAUGACGGAUGACCAGUCUUUUCCGUUUGUCAGCCGGACCUUCCCAGCAAUGAGUGAAAAGGGUGCCUAUGAUUCCGAAACACAUGUGUACAGGCCCAUUGACGUAAAAUAUGUAAUCUACAAGGCUGCAUCCAGAGGCAUUCGCGUCAUGGUUGAAUUCGAUACACCUGGCCACACUCUUUCCUGGGGCAUGGCAUACCCCGAGCUGCUGACCACGUGUUAUGACGGUGAUGUUCCCAAUGGGGAGCUUGGGCCUGUUGACCCAACGCGCAAUGAGACGUACAUUUUUAUGAGUCGCUUUUUCAUGGAGGUGGCACACGUGUUCCCAGACCAGUAUGUGCAUCUGGGAGGAGAUGAAGUCAGCUUCGACUGCUGGAAGUCGAAUCCAAACGUGACUAGCUUCAUGCGAAAAAUGGGAAUCUCACGUUUCGACAAGCUGGAGGAGCACUACAUACAACGAUUGCUAGAGAUCGUUCAGGCCUUGGGAAAAAGCUACGUAGUUUGGCAAGAGGUAUUCGACAACAAUGUGAAGAUUGCUCCUGACACUGUGGUACACGUGUGGAAGCCGCCGCAAAACGAGGAGUUAGCCUUGGUAACAUCUGCUGGCUACAAGGCUCUUCUAUCAACUUGUUGGUACCUGGACCACAUAUCGUAUGGUUCUGACUGGAAGAAGUACUAUGCCUGCGACCCUCACAAUUUUUCAGGUGAUUUUCAACAGAAAGCUCUAGUGAUUGGCGGCGAAGUUUGCCUGUGGGCAGAAUAUAUUGACGCCACUAAUAUCAUUAGUAGGACUUGGCCAAGGGCAUCAGCGGCGGCUGAACGACUCUGGAGUCAAGUCACGGUGGACAGCGUGGAUGAGGCGGCACCCAGGCUUGAGGAGCAUCGCUGCAGAAUGAGAAGGUAA
Molecule: messenger RNA, 1724 nt
Organism: Rhipicephalus microplus (southern cattle tick)
Lineage: Eukaryota; Metazoa; Arthropoda; Arachnida; Ixodida; Ixodidae
Product: beta-hexosaminidase subunit alpha
Biological process (GO): ganglioside catabolic process; carbohydrate metabolic process; glycosaminoglycan metabolic process
Cellular component (GO): membrane; lysosome
Molecular function (GO): beta-N-acetylhexosaminidase activity
Source: RefSeq, a predicted model, not a curated record